Molecule: messenger RNA, 1076 nt
Organism: Lepidothrix coronata (blue-crowned manakin)
Lineage: Eukaryota; Metazoa; Chordata; Aves; Passeriformes; Pipridae
Product: translation initiation factor IF-2-like
Exons: 4
Coding region: 1-441 (146 amino acids)
Source: RefSeq, a predicted model, not a curated record
AUGGCGCCUCGUCGGGGCCGAGACCCUUCCUCCUCUUCCUCCUCCCGCCCCGCCAGGCCGCCGCUCCCGAUGCCGGUGCCGAUCCCGAUCCCGGCGCCACCCGUCACCCGCCCCGCCCCCGGGGGCAGCGCAGCGGCGCCCUCCUGCGCACGCGCCUGUCCGCGCGCCGGGAGGGGCGGGGAGUCCUCCCGCGCAUGCGGCGUUGCGCGCUGCGGCCGCCGCAGCGGAGCGCGGCGCUGCGGAGGCGUCGCGGCCGGUAGGGGGCGCUGCGGAGCCGGCGGAGCAGCUGUUGGCCGUGUAGGAGAUAAUCCAUGUUUCUCAGCUCUCCAUGCUGGUUCCCCAAUACUGGCCCAAAUGCCAGAGGACAAUACCUUCCUUGAAGUAUCCAAAAUUGGACACAGCUGGGGCAGACAUCUUCAAGGAGAGCUGAAGAAUUGCUAAAUAUUUUUUAGGUGAUAACAUAGGCUAUAAAUUGCAAUAAGGGUUUCCCUUUUUUACAGCAGCAUAACAUUUCUCACUUCUAUUCAUCUUAUGAUCUAUUUAACAUCCAAAUCUGUUUCUGACAUGCAAUUAUUUAGCUUGUUCUUCCUCACCUUAUUUUUCUGCAGUUCAUUAUUCUUGCCUAAGUGUGUGACCUGUUUGUUUUGACUGAGUUGCAUCCUCUUAACGCCUCUUGAUGUUGUUCUACAAUAUAUACCUGUUAUGUUUGAUUGGCAAAAAUACCUACCCACAGUAACUGUGAAUAAAUCAACGUUUGUUUAUUCAAAAAGAAGUUGCUCUCUUAUCUAGAGAAAUCUAACAAAUAAAAUUUUCACAUCUUUUCUAUUGAAUCAGAUUAUCCUUUUUUGUCUAGAUUAUUUUUCGAAGAGGAGAAUACCCUGCUGCCUCAUUUAAAAAAAUAGAGAAUUUAGAAGUCAUUAUUUGAAAAUAAAGAUUAAAGCAAUGUAGAUUUUGGCAUUGUAGUCUCACAGAAGGAGGAUGUGAAGCAUUCUCAGUUAUGAUAUCCAUAUUUGUACCUAGUACCAUGCCAGGCUAUGAAUAGAUAUUAUAGGAAUCCUGUUCAUGUGCUCUGUGAA